GCGGAAGUUGAGGGUGCUGACGCAGCUGGGGAACCUUGCCUGGAUGGCACCAUCCUGCCCGCGACUCCGCCCCCGCUGGAGGGGCUCGGCUCCGGAAUUCAAGAUGGAGUCGCUGAGCCGAGCUGGGCAGGAGAUGAGCCUUGCGGCCCUGAAGCAGCACGACCCCUACAUCACCAGCAUCGCAGACCUCACGGGCCAGGUCGCUCUGUACACCUUCUGCCCCAAGGCCAACCAGUGGGAGAAGACUGAUAUAGAAGGGACCUUAUUUGUAUAUCGAAGGUCAGCCUCACCUUACCAUGGUUUUACCAUUGUGAAUCGACUGAAUAUGCACAAUCUGGUUGAACCAGUGAAUAAAGAUUUGGAAUUUCAGCUCCAUGAACCAUUUCUUCUGUAUAGAAAUGCAAGCUUGUCGAUAUACAGCAUCUGGUUUUAUGAUAAGAAUGACUGUCACCGCAUAGCCAAACUCAUGGCCGAUGUGGUAGAAGAGGAGACACGGCGGUCCCAGCAAGCUGCUCGGGACAAACAGAGUCCCAGCCAGGCUAACGGCUGCAGUGACCACAGGCCCAUCGACAUUCUGGAGAUGCUAAGCAGAGCCAAGGAUGAAUAUGAGAGGAAUCAGAUGGGCGACUCCAAUAUCUCCAGCCCUGGGUUACAGCCAAGCACUCAGCUCUCCAAUCUGGGAAGCACCGAGACUCUAGAAGAGAUGCCAUCUGGGUCACAAGAUAAGUCUGCUCCAUCUGGACACAAACAUCUGACAGUGGAAGAAUUAUUUGGAACCUCUUUGCCAAAAGAACAGCCAAGUGUUGUGGGUCUGGAUUCAGAAGAAGUGGAGAAGCUGCCAGGAGAUGCCUCCCAGAAAGAGCCCAGCUCAUUCCUACCAUUUCCCUUUGAGCAGUCAGGAGGAGCCCCUCAGUCGGACAACCUGGGUGUCCAUCCUGCCUCCCACCACUCAGUCCAACCUGAAGUCCCCACCCCGGUGCUGAUCACUCCCGCCUCCAUCACACAGUCCAGUGAAAAACAGGCCCCCGUCUAUGCCGUCCCGUUGCGCCCUGUGCUCAGUCCGACUCUGCCAGCAGAAGCUCCUACGGCACAGGUUCCCCCCAGCUUACCCCGAAACACCACCAUGAUACAGGCGGUGAAGACCACGCCGAGACAGAGGUCUCCACUCCUGAGCCAGCCAGUCCCUGAGCUGAGCCACGCCAAUCUGACUGCCACCCAGAGCCCCUUCAGGGCCCCACUGAGUGUGACAAACACAGCUGGUACCUCGCUCCCAAGUGUUGAUCUUCUCCAGAAACUCAGGUUGACCCCACAGCAUGACCAAAUACAGACGCAGUCACUUGGGAAAAGUGCCAUGACAUCCGGCUUUUGUUCAGCAGCCGGCCAGCUGGCCACACCUGAGAGCUUCAUAGAGCCUCCCCCUAAGACUGCAGCCGCGCGAGCUUCAGCAUCCCUCAGCAACAUGGUGCUUGCUCCCCUUCAGUCUAUGCAGCAAAACCAGGAUCCUGAAGUCUUUGUCCAGCCUAAGGUGUUACCCAGUGCCAUCCCGGUCGCAGGCCCCACGCUGGUCACUGCAACAACCAUGGCAGUGUCCUCAGUCCUGCUGUCCCCAAGUGUUUUCCAGCAGACAGUUACAAGGUCCGCAGACCUUGAGAGGAAAACAGGCGCCCCCUCUCCCCUGACUGUUGGAACAUCAGAAAAUCAGAGAAAGCCUUCCAUUAUUCUCAGCAAGUCUCAGCUCCAGGAUACAUUAAUACAUCUAAUAAAGAAUGAUUCCAGCUUCCUCAGUACACUUCACGAAGUCUACUUGCAGGUUCUGACCAAGAACAAAGACAACCACAACUUAUGACUGGAGUAGAAUAAAUCCGAAGGCAGAAUGUCGACCUCAGAAACAAAUAGGCCUCGUCAUGGAAACUUCUAAACAGAACUUUAAGUUGUGAGAAUCCUGAAAUUGAGCCUAUGAGAAAGAGACUCAUUCCUUAAGAAUGUUUUCCAAGUGACGUUCUCAGUGAUAAUGGAGGUUUCACUGUGAAGCAUCACCAGCAGACCUUUGUUUUGACAAAAAAAAAAAAAAAACAAAACAAAAAAAAAACUAAAAAAGACCAUUGUGUUAAAGUUGUGUGGGUGUUUUCAUCAGCUCUAAGAAAGGGUGUGAAAUUAGGAGUCUGAUUUUCAGCUUGCUUUCACUUUCAAGGUCUUAGGAGGGGUCACCAGCCUUGCAGCAGAAUUCAGCCCAGCCGCGCCCCUUCCCCUGCUCCUCCCCACCCUAGAAACUCGAGUCUUAGGCUCAUAGUCAAGUUCUGAAAAGAGCAGAAGUCUGCUCUGUGCAAAGUAGCUUUGAGUUUUAAGGAUCAGAGUUUAAGUUGGCGAAUUAAGACUGAUUUGUUCCAAGUGAAGUAUAUUUUAUAUGAAUGCCCCAUCUGGGCCUUAAAAGUUCUGAAAUUUCUCAGUUGUGCUUUGUUUCUAAGUGUCCCCCGUGCUGCCAUGCAGCGGCUCCCAGGGCAGUGAUACCAUGAGAAGAGGGCCCCGCCAGGCCCUGUGACAAUAUGGGAGUAGCAUGUCACACCUUGGAAGCAAAGGCUGGGGCUGGUAAAGACCAAACGCGAUCAGAAACCUUCACUUUAUGUUAAACUCUUGAGUGGUUUGGACAGUGUUAAGUUUUGUGUGAAGUGUAGCCUUAUUUUCCUUUUCUGUCUAAACGCAGAAAUCAUUGUUGAUUGUUUUCCUUAACACUUUGACAAAAGGACCAGUGGACCAAUCUGACAAAGCCAUUCUGGUUCCAUUCCUCGAGUCUACUGAGAGUAGUUUUAAAGCUAUGCAGAAAAGGGAGCUUUUAUUCACACUGCCCUUACUUUAUUGUAGAAUAUGGAGGUAAAAACAAAGUGUGAAAUUCAGAACUUUACCAAUGUAUUCCUAGGCUGUGAGUACUUGUGCAGCCCAAAGUGUGAAGAUGUGUAAAGAUGCUUUGUUAUGCUGCUAUUGACCUGCCAUGAUUUAUAUUUAUUCUUUUAUGGCAUGUAAUGGUGAUUAGUAAUAUUUUAAUGUAGAUUUUGAUUUAUUUCAGCAAUAGUAAUUUUAAGAUACUCUUUGAAUGAAAGUGUCUUCGUUUCUAUGAUACAGAUCAUUUUGUAGUAUUUAACCAAUUAAGAUGCACUGCUUACUUUUCUGAGCACUAUUUAAUGAUGGGGUAAAAACCCAAUUGGUUCAACCAGCUAGCAUAAGGAUUAGCUAUGAAUAAUGCUGAUGGAUGUGAUGGUUCCUCGGAACAAUCAUUUAAGCUUUAAUGGUAACUGAAUCAUAAAUCCAUAGAUUUUUUUUUUUUCCUAGCUGAGAUUUUAGAAAACUACUUGUGAAUGACAUACUUGUUUUAGUUUGGUCUUAGUUCUUUUUUAGCAUAAAGAAUACUUUAAUUGGCUUUUGUUGGUCUAAACAUGCUUCCUGGGCAACUUUUCUGCUUGUCAACUUAGUGUCUUCUCUUCCUGUCUACCUGGUUAUUUGUGAAUUGUUCAAAAGUCAGGGAAGCUCAUACAUUCUCAUACUCCAUUGGGAAUAGUUUGUUUUCAAAAGUAGUGUGUAAAUUCAGCAACCAAAAAUGAAUUGCUCGUACGUCACCCAGGAAGGAGAACAUCGAAGUAAGAUACAGAGUGUUAUAGCAGGAGAUGGUGUUGGGGGAGCCCAUGUGACUCCAGAAACAGGUUUUCUCAGAGAAGAGGUUUGACUACACCCCCAGUGUAGCUUCAGUGGGCUUUGGCACGUGGAAGAAUCAAGGGAUUCUUGUUGUGAUAGGCAUUUGACUUGAAAUGCCUUGAGUAUGUAUAAUAUUAUGUGGGAGUUAAGAGCGACUAUCUUAAAGAGGGUCUGCAGUCAGAUCUGUUAACAUUCACCCUUUAAUUCCAAGCAAGGAAUAUGUUAGACAGAAAAGAGAAUCUAUGAUAAGGUUUCUUUAGUGGGAAAAUAAACUUUUAAGUGCCCAAGUCAUGGAGACCUGAAAAGGGUAAGCCUGUUUCAACUCUAAGAUUCAUGUAUGAUUAACUUAAAAUUCAGAAGCCAGAAGUUCACUGUCACGAUUACCAGGAAGUUUAGGCCAGAAUGAGUCCCCAGAAAAGUCAGGCCAAGCCUGAACAGUCGCGGUUGUAUGACCCUGGCCUGGAAGUCACAGCUCAGUUGCCUUACUCCUCGGUCACACUUACUAUCCAGAACCUCAUGCUGGCUUAGGUUGCACGUUUACGUUGCUGCGGUGACUUCACUGGAACCUUCACUUCAAACCUUAGUUCAAUCAGAAUGGACAUCAAAACACAGAUGCUUCUUGCUAGUUCUGCAUUUAGGCCACCAUGUCCAUCUGUGCGCCACCCCCUCCCCCCGCCCCCCGCCCCCUGCCCCAGGCCAGUGGGUGGCCCUGCUCUUGUGUUGUAGUCACGUGGUGUCCUGAAUGGACUCCUGCACCUCCCAGACAGCCUUGUUCCUUUAAGACAGAAGCCCCUCCUCGUCAUGCGUCUCUCCAGAGUCCCUAAGGUGGGACUUUGAAUCCUAAGUUUCCAAGUGACUGUCAGUGUCAGGAGAUGCCUCUCAUACUGUCUAUGUGGGAGUGUCCACAGCUCACCUUCCAAGGCUUUUCAGCAGCCUUCACAGAGUGGUGUCUUGCAAAGAGCCCAAGUUGACUUGGGUCCUUCUCUGCUGAAGGCUGCACACACCUUGUUUAGAAUGUGUCCGGCCCAAUUUUGCAUGUCAAGCAUCUGUUCUUUUCCUGCCUGUGUUUCCUUGUAAGAACUAUAAACCCUAUCAAAUCCUGUACUAGGUAAAUAUGUUUAAACCAUGCAGCUUUAUUCUUCCCCCCCCACCCCCCCAAGAAUGUAGCUUCAAGUUUUCUCAUUUGGGUAGAAGAGGCCAUAACUGCCAUUGUAUUACUAAUAAUGCAACAUGAAAUUGAAGGUGCCUAACUGCUUAAAAAACAAAAUCAGCCAUCACACAGUAACUGGGCAAAAGGUAGAAACAGGAAUGAGAGGGGGCACAGGCACGGGGCGUCUGGUCCACGUGAGUGAGGACAAGGAUUCACGGGGACGGGUGUCCCGCAUUCUUGCUGCAUAUUUGCUGCUGAGCACACGUUUCUUUCUUACCUAGCUUUGGUUUUCUUCGGUUGUGUUCAGAGUACCUUCUGGAACCAAGAGUGCCCUGUGUUUUCAGGUGUAUAAAAUGUUAAGAUCUAAACCAAGUAAAGGACCUUGCACGGGCUUUUUAAAAGCUGUGCCUGAGAACAUUUCCCUGAGUGGGCCGGGGCCUCAAGGAGCCUGUUUUCCAGCAAAUUCAGCAGGAGAGAUGUGUGCAAUGUUUCACUCGGUUUUGUAUUUGACAUCAUUUGAAAUGCUAAGAUGCAAUAUCGUUCACUUUGGGGAAAAUGCAGAAGCGUGUUUCCCUUUUACCUGUGUGAUCCUUAAGAAAUGUGUUUUUAAAAUAUGUGUUCUAAAUGGUUUUUUAUUCUGUAUUACUGCUUUGGCCAUGUGGCUCUCAUGACUUUCCGUGUACCAGAUUCUCCGCUCCCUGAGGCGUGGGGGUGAGAAGCUCUGGAAUUACAGCAAGAUUUUGUUCCAUGAGCGCAAUACUUCAUCAUUAACAUUUUUAAUGGUAUGGAUUUUAUACCAUCUGUGUAUGUUUGCAAAUAUUAAGUUAUUACAUGUUUUCAAAUGAGCAUUUUUCAUCCUAAAUUUUAUAUGUUUGCAAAUAUAUUUUUUUAAUAAAAGUUCAAAACCAAGUUUUAGCACCUA
This is a messenger RNA of Leopardus geoffroyi (Geoffroy's cat), 5756 nucleotides long. It is a transcript of the gene DCP1A, whose product is annotated as decapping mRNA 1A. Gene Ontology annotation, biological process: deadenylation-independent decapping of nuclear-transcribed mRNA; positive regulation of catalytic activity; deadenylation-dependent decapping of nuclear-transcribed mRNA. The record is from RefSeq and is a predicted model, not a curated record. Gene Ontology annotation, molecular function: enzyme activator activity; mRNA binding. The transcript has 10 exons. The coding region runs from base 44 to 1846 and encodes 600 amino acids. Gene Ontology annotation, cellular component: P-body. NCBI's taxonomy places the organism in Eukaryota, Metazoa, Chordata, Mammalia, Carnivora, Felidae.